Molecule: messenger RNA, 3639 nt
Organism: Symbiodinium sp. CCMP2456
Lineage: Eukaryota; Dinophyceae; Suessiales; Symbiodiniaceae
Source: the annotation of a GenBank genome assembly
AUGCAAACCGCAUACGGUGGAAGCCCAAAGCGCCUGGGCCAAGGCCGCCUUGAGACGGAUGACAUGAGUCGCCGUCAAGACGAUUGGGAGCGGGAAAUCGAAACCCUGGACCAGAAGGAGAUGGAACUGCACCAGUCGCAGUUGCGGUUGAUCCGCGAGCAGACAGCCAUGUUCAUUCGAGACCUCUCUGUUCUACAGGGGGAGGUGACCGCCCUGAAGGAGGGAUUGAGUGGCUCCCUGGCGCCACAUUCCCCGCUGCAAAAUGAUUUCAAAGAGCAGAAGGCAAAGCUGCUAUCCCAGGAGCAGCUCACCCUGUCCCUUCAGAAGCGUGUCGACUUUCUGGAGAGGUUGCUCGGCGAGUCCGUCGAUCGGCAUGCGCAGGAGAUCGAGUCAGCAAAGACGGCUCAUGCAAAGCUGGCUGGAGAAGCGAAAGCUCGAGAGGCGCAUCAUGCCUCCGUGGCAGAUCGGCUUGGCUACAUUGAGCAACUGGUGGGUGACUCCUUUGACAAGCAUUCCAAAGAGAUCCAGACGUCGCAUUCCCGAUUGGAGAGCUUGCACAGCCGCCUUACGGCAUGCGAAUCGCAGGCCAACCAGGAUUCACUACGCGAUCGCGUGGAUUUCCUGGAGAAGUUGCUGGGAGAGUCUUCGCAGAAGCACGCCGAGGGGGUGCAAGCGGCCCACGCCAAUAUGGAACGCCUUCAUGGCAGUUUUCAGGAGCAGAUGUCAUCGAGGAUGGAAAAGCUGCACGGAAGCAUCCAAGAUCGGCUCGAGCGGUUGGAGAAGCAGUUUGGGCAGGCGGACGAGCGCCGGUCGAAGGACUGGGAGGUGCGUCUGACUACCAUGGACCAGCAGCUCUCCGAGUCUAUCGCCACGCAUGGCCGGAAGUUGGAGCAGGCCCAUUCCAAGUGGGACCAGCUACAUGGCCGCAUGGCCACCCUGGAGGCUCAGGGAAGCACUAUCGACCAAUUGAAGCAAAACCAUGUGAUCCUGGCGAAUGAGAAGGCCAAGCGCGAUGCUCACCAUGCUUCUAUGGCUGAACGCUUGGAAUAUGUUGAGAAAUUGCUUGGCGACUCUGCCGAUCGCCACAGCCAGGAGCUGAAAGCAGCGCACCAGAAGCUGGAGCAGGUCCACGGCCGACUCUCCGCCUGCGAGCGAUCGCACACCACCCUCACGGAGCAGCAGCGAGCCCGGGAGGCCAACUUGGACGCUCACCACGCGACGCUGAAGGAGCGCGUGGACUACCUGGAAGGCGCCAUCGGUGACUCAGCGGACAGGCAUUCGCGGGAACUCGAGAGCCUGAAGACGGCCCACAGCCGACUUCACAACGACUCUAAGGCCAAGGAGGCGCACACGGAGGCGCACCAUGCCAACGUGGGAGAGCGGCUCGCUUUCUUGGAGAAGGCGAUUGGCGACUCAGCCGAGAAGCAUGCGCAGGAGCUUGCUGAAGCCCAUUCCAAGAUCGCCAGCAUGCACUCUCGCCUUUCCGCCUGUGAAGCAACAGGAUCAGCAGUGGACGGUUUGAAGAAGGCACAUGCCAACCAUGUCUCUGAUCAAACAGCACGAGAUGCGCAUCAUGCGACACUCGCGGAGCGGUUAGACUACUUGGAGAGGAUGUUUGGAGACUCCGCAGACAUGCACGCCAAGCAGCUGAAGGCUGCCCAGGACAAGAUCGAGAAGAUCCAUGCCCGGGUGGCCAACUGCGAAGAGACGGGCUCCACUGUGGCCGACCUCCACAAGUCGCAUCAGCAGGUAAACCAGGAGCACCGAGACAAGAUUUCCAGCCUCCACUCUUCCGUGAGCGAGCGGCUGAGCUACCUGGAGGGCUUGAUGGGGGAGUCUGCUGAGCUCCAUGCCAGGGAGCUGGAAUCCCUGAAGACAUCGCACUCGCGAAUGGCCUCCGAAGUGAAAGCCCGCGAUGCCCAUCAUGCGACAGUCUCGCAGCGCCUGGACUACAUCGAGAAGCUCCUGGGCGACUCAGCUGACAAGCACGCCCAAGAACUCAGGGCGGCCCAUAGCAAGAUUGAUCAAGUGCAUCAAAGAGUCACUGGCUCGCAGCAGGAGGAAAGCUUGCGAGCUCUUCUGCACUCUGAGAAGGAGGCUCGGCAAAAGCAUGUGGCCACCGUGGAAGAACGGCUGGAACGCCUGGAAACGUCUCUGGGUGAGACCCACAGCAAGCAUGCUUUGGAGAUCGAGUCUACCAAAGCUGCACACCAGAGAUUGAGCAAAGAGCAGAAGCUGCGUGAUGAAAAGCACGCUUCCGUGCAAGAGAGGCUAGAAUAUUUGGAAACGAAGAUCGGGGAUUCCUUUGACCAACACGAGCGCGAGCUAAAAGCUGCUCAUGCAAAGUUGGAGCAGGCUCAGAACCGUAUUCUCCAGUGCGAGAAGCAGGGAGCAACGAUAUCCGAACUCCACCGAUCACACAGCACGACCUCCCAAGAGCACAAAGCGGCUCUUGCGGCCCACACGGCUUCUUUGGGCGAGCGCCUGGAAUUCCUCGAGAAGAGCCUGGGCCAGUCUGUUGAGAAGCAUGCCAAGGAGGUGGAGGCCCUGAAGGUUUCUCACUCGAAGUUUGCCACAGACACGAAGCUUCGAGAUACCCACCAUGCGACUGUGUCGGAACGCCUCGACUAUGUCGAAAAGAUGGUCGGGGAUUCGGCUGACAAGCACGCCAAAGAGUUAGCCGCUGCCCAUGACAAGAUCAAAGACAUGCACAAGCGUGUGACGGACUGCGAGGCUCGCGGCAACCACGUGGAUUUCAUGCGGAAGACACACGAGAAGAUGGCGAACGAGCAGGCAGCCCACGCCUCCAACCAUGCCAACUUGAAAGAACGCGUUGAUUUUCUUGAGAAGAAAGUCGGAGAUUCGGCUGACCACCAUAAGAAGGAGCUCCAGGCGACGCGGCAAGCGCAGGAUCAGAUUCACGCCCGCCUGAACGAGGAGCGCCAGAUGCGAGAGCAGGUGCAUGAGCAGUUCCAGACCGAGAAGGCUGCCAGAGAACGGCAUCAUGCGCUCCUGCAAGAUCUCAUUGGUCGGGAGAAAGAUGCUCGAGACAAACAUACGGCACAUCACCACGAGCUGUUGGGGCGCGAGCGUGCUGCCAAUGAGGAGCGCCACAAGGACGUCAGCGAAGUCCUUCAAAAAGAGCGCGGCCUGCGCGAGCAGGCACACAGCAUGCUGCACGACAUGGUGCACAAAGAGAAGGCCGCCCGAACGGCGAUCGAGGAGGUGCUGGUGCAAGAGAAGGGUGAACGAACGAAGCAUCUGGCGCACUUGGAUGAGAAAGUGGAUUCACUCCAGAAGUCCAUGAGCAUCUUCGACAGCUUGGUGCGGAAGGAAAUCGAGGAGAGGACCAAGGAGUACCGGCGCCUAUGGGACGCUAUUGAUACGCAUACGCACGACCUCUCCACUCAGGUUAUCAGCGAGGCGGGCGGCUACGUAGCGCCUGAAGUGACCGCCACGGCCCUGGACUCCAACAUCUACCCCCGGUACUUGACGACGGCUGCGGCACCGACGACAGCUGGGGUGACCCAGACGUGGGUGCCAAGUGUGCCAUCAGUUACGUAUCAGGAACCGGUCGCUCCUUGCGUCGUCCCUCCAAGUACUUCUCCGGCAACUUCCGCAGUGCGCAUGGCUCCGUCG